Lates calcarifer (barramundi perch) is the source of this 2891-nucleotide messenger RNA. RefSeq names its product cryptochrome circadian regulator 5 (gene cry5). The transcript is spliced from 11 exons. NCBI's taxonomy places the organism in Eukaryota, Metazoa, Chordata, Actinopteri, Centropomidae. The record is from RefSeq and is a predicted model, not a curated record. Gene Ontology annotation, molecular function: DNA binding; FAD binding. The coding region runs from base 185 to 1753 and encodes 522 amino acids. Gene Ontology annotation, biological process: entrainment of circadian clock by photoperiod; circadian regulation of gene expression. Gene Ontology annotation, cellular component: nucleus; cytoplasm.
ACAGUGACAUCUGGUGGAUAAAGUGAGACAAAACCACGUGUGUAGUCAAACACCAGAUCUCCUCUGAUUGGCUGAUUUUGCUGCACACGUAGGACUUCCCAUUUUGUAACACAGUCGGCGUGCCUGUUACCAAACACAAAUUCCUCAGUAAACACAAGCGGAGCUAAAAAGUAGGGUCACAGACAUGGCUCAUACAUGUAUUCACUGGUUCCGUAAGGGACUCAGGCUGCACGAUAACCCAGCACUGAUGGCUGCUCUGAGGGACUGUAAGGAGAUCUACCCUGUGUUUGUCCUGGAUCCUUACUUCCAUACCAAUACCCGUGUGGGCAUCAACCGCUGGAGGUUCCUCAUUGGAGCCCUAAAAGACCUGGACUGCAGCCUCAGGAAACUCAACUCCAGGCUGUUUGUUGUGAGAGGCAAACCAGAGGAUGUGUUCCCCAAGCUGUUCAGCAAGUGGAAAAUAACAAAGCUGACCUAUGAGUAUGACACAGAGCCCUACAGUCUGAGUCGGGAUGAAAAAGUGACUGCACUGGCCAAAGAACAUAACGUGGAAGUCAUCUACAAAAUCUCACACACUCUUUAUGAUAUAGACAGGACUAUUGAGGAAAACAAUGGGAAGGCUCCCCUUACAUAUAACCGCAUGCAAGCAAUAGUGAAAACUCUUGGCCCCCCUAAGAAACCAAUCCCUGCUCCAACCUUGGAAGACGUGAAAGAUGUGAUGACGCCUUGCUCAGAGAACCAUGAGAAGGAAUAUGGGAUCCCUGUGCUGGAGGAGCUCAGCCAGGACACUGCAGCUCUUGGAGAGGAGCUGUUCCCAGGGGGAGAACAGGAAGCUCUGAGGAGACUAGAUGAACACAUGAAACGGACGGGAUGGGUGUGCAACUUUGAGAAGCCCCAGACGUCUCCAAACUCUUUGAGCCCCAGCACAACUGUUCUAAGUCCAUACGUCACCUUUGGCUGUCUGUCUGUACGCACCUUCUGGUGGAGGCUGACGGAGGUGUAUCAAGGGAAGAAGCACUCAGAUCCUCCAGUUUCCCUGCAUGGCCAGUUACUGUGGAGAGAGUUCUUCUACACAGCCAGUGUGGGUAUCCCAAACUUUAACAAGAUGGAGGGCAACCCUGUUUGUACUCAAGUGGACUGGGACACUAACCCAGAAUAUCUGGCUGCAUGGAGAGAGGCACAAACUGGUUUCCCCUUCAUUGAUGCCAUCAUGACUCAGCUGAGACAGGAAGGCUGGAUCCACCACCUGGCUAGACAUGCUGUCGCUUGUUUUCUCACCAGGGGAGACCUAUGGAUCAGCUGGGAGGAAGGGCAGAAGGUGUUUGAGGAGCUUUUGUUGGAUGGUGACUGGGCUCUGAAUGCUGGGAACUGGCAGUGGCUCUCAGCGAGUGCCUUUUUCCACCAGUUUUUCAGGGUCUACUCCCCUAUAGCCUUUGGCAAGAAGACAGACAAAAAUGGCGACUACAUCAAGAAGUACCUUCCUCUUCUAAAGAAGUUCCCAGCUCAGUACAUCUAUGAGCCUUGGAAAGCUCCUCGCAGCAUCCAACAGGCAGCAGGAUGCAUUGUGGGUAAAGACUACCCACAUCCUAUAGUGCAGCAUGAGGUGAUCAGCAAGAAGAACAUCCAGAGGAUGAAGUUAGCUUAUGCCAAGAGAUCCCCAGCCCCCACUGAAUCACCCAGUAAAAAGCAAGGUGAAAAGCGCAAGGCUCCAUCUGUUGUUGACAUGCUGAAGAAGAAAACAAAAAGAACGUAAUCACACACAAAUUUAUUCCAAAUCACAGAGUUAAUGACUGUUCAUUAUAAAUAACUGAAUAUGUGAGUUUUGGUAUUUUUCCAGUGCUAAAGCUCUAACUGGCAUAUGCAGGCAGGCUGUCUAUUAUGUCUCAUUUUUUAUUGCACCCUUCAUCGGUUUCCAUUUUAUAUUUUGAAUACAGGUUUUAUUUUUACUUUUUAUAUCUGUAACAUUUAUCUAUAUCUAUUUAGUGUUUAGGAGAAUUGCUGAGAAAGCUACAGUUUGUAUCAAGCACAGAAGUCUGUGACUGGUUCAUAAAAAAAGCCUUUUUAUUGUUAUGUUGUGAAAUGCUAAAGUGGCAUGUUACACCCUAAACACAGCUAACUCAGGUAUUUGUGUCUAAUCCAGAUAAAAUUGAUACAAAAUAUUACACAUGUGAGGCAGAAUCUGUGGCAUGUUUACAUUAAUGAAAUAUAAAAUCUGUAUUUUGGGGCAGAGAAUGGACUAUAUGAACUACUUCAGUGGUGAGAGUUCACCUCUUUUACCACUAGAGGUCACUGUAAUUCUACCUGCAGAAAAAUCUAUCACAUUGCCAUUCAUUCAUACUGAAUACUAUUAAUGAGGAUAAUACAGCAAGUUAACAAAGAAUCUAAUAGUAUGAUGAUAAUUGAUUUAAUCUGCCAGACAUAUUUAAUUUAAUUAAAAUUAUUUAUACUUUUAAUUAAUUAAUUGUUGUCAAUUGUUGAAAUAUUUUGUAUACGUUUCAGUUGUGUUCAGCACCAAGCAGCACAUUUCUAUGUGCAGCAAAGAAACAUUUCAAUAUCAUUAACCUGUAAUAAGUAUAAUGAAAUCACAGGUGAAAUACAUCAUUUUUUAUAUAUAUAUAUAUUCAAUCGUUAAUCUAAUAUUCCACAUAUUUAAUAGUAGGCUACAUUUUAUCUUCAGGGUGUUCUAAUUCCAACCACAAUGUCAGUCAUCUGCUUUUUCUAAGAAAUUCAUUCUUCAGCCUCCUCAUCCCUAAAACUUUAUAAUUAAUUCCGGAAACAGGUCAAAUUUAUCCCACGCAUCAGAGUGUCCGUCAGCUCGUGUCUGAUCAGGAGCACACUCCUUAUGCAAUAUUGACUUAGGACCAUUAGUCAAUAAAGAACAAUAUUCUGUA